AAAAAAUAACAAAGAAAAGAAAUAAUGAUGAUUUCAAAAUUUCUUUGCACAUUUGCAUUGUUCUUGUUGUCCAAUCUCGUGGAGGGUGCAAAUAUAAACAUUGCUGCAAAGCCUAAUGUUGAUAUAGCUCCAGAAUUGGAGAAAGCUUGGAAGGACGCAUGUGCGGCUACAGGUGCUAGCACCAUUGUGAUUCCAAAAGGCACAUUCCCAAUGGGCCAAAUUAAACUUGCCGGUCCAUGCAAAGGUCCAAUUGAUCUUCAAAUCCAAGCCACCUUGAAAGCUUCUUCUGAUAUUAAGACUCUAGAUAGAGACAAGGAAUGGUUAACCUUCAGGUAUGUUGAUAAGUUAACCGUGUCUGGUGGUGGUGUUCUUGAUGGCCAAGGAACUGCUGCUUGGGCAGCAAAUGAUUGUAAGAAAACUGGAGUUUGCAACAACCUUCCCAAUAAUUUGAGCCUUAAUUUCUUAACAAACAGUGUGAUUCGCGAUAUAACUUCUUUGGAUAGCAAAUUGUUUCAUGUCAAUGUUUUGGCUGGUAAAAACUUGACAUUUGAUCAUUUCACCAUUAAAGCACCGGGGGAUAGUCACAACACAGAUGGAAUCCAUAUUGCGAAAAUAACUGAUGUUAAUGUCAUAGAUAGUGUGAUUGGAACCGGAGAUGAUUGCAUUUCAAUUGGGGAUGGUACAGAAAACCUUCACAUCACAAAUGUGACAUGUGGGCCUGGACACGGCAUUAGUGUGGGAAGUCUUGGCAAGACUCCGGGCGAAGAGCCAGUGAAGGGUGUUUUUCUUAAAGACAUCAAAUUUAUUGGAACUGAUAAUGGUGUUAGAAUUAAAACAUGGCCUAACUCUCACCUUGGAGUCGUAACUGAUAUACAUUAUGAGAAUAUAGAGAUGGAAGAUGUCAAAAAUCCAAUUGUGAUUGAUCAGGAAUACUGUCCGAACAACGAGUGCUCAAAAGUGAAACCAUCACAAGUAAAGCUCAGCAAAAUAAGCUACAAAAAUAUAAAGGGUACUUCUGCAACGGAGGAAGCCGUGAUCUUUGCAUGCAGUAGCGGGGUGCCAUGCGAAGGAGUAGAGGUGGGCGACAUUAACUUGACCUUCAAAGGAGGUGCUGCCAAAACUGUUUGUUCUAAUGUGAAGCCUACUCUUACCGGAAAGCAAGUUCCACCAAUUACUUGUGGUGGCGGUGCUGCUGCUCCGGGUGGCGGUGCUGCUGCUCCUGGUGGCGGUGCAGCUGCUGCGCCAGCCUAAGGAAUUAUUAGUUUUAUCUCCUUGUAAACAAAGGAGAAAUUUUGUGAGAGGUAGUCUUUGAUUUUUUAUUUUUUUAAAAAAUUUUGCCAACGAAAAUUAUUCGAGGCAACCAUAAAUGUUAUAUUUGGGAGUGAGUGAUUUUGGAGAAUGAGAUAAUAUAUAUAUUUUUGUUCAAUA
Molecule: messenger RNA, 1428 nt
Organism: Ipomoea triloba (trilobed morning glory)
Lineage: Eukaryota; Viridiplantae; Streptophyta; Magnoliopsida; Solanales; Convolvulaceae
Product: polygalacturonase-like
Exons: 4
Coding region: 25-1251 (408 amino acids)
Biological process (GO): carbohydrate metabolic process
Molecular function (GO): polygalacturonase activity
Source: RefSeq, a predicted model, not a curated record